UUGUACUUGAUGACGACGAAAGCUAGGAUUUCGCAAUUUUGCUCGUACAUUGUGUUGAUUUUUAACGUGACGGCUGGGGCGCUUUAUUUCGGAGCCGAAAAUUUGACUGCUAUCGUGCAACUACUGGCGGGCUACAAUGUUACUUCAAGACCACUUCCCGUUAGGAUACAAUUACCCUUUGAUGCUGAGCAGUCGCCCAUCUAUGAGUUGCUCGUCAUCGUUUUGUUUCUGCAUUCGAUGACACUCGUAUUUCCGGUUAAUCUUUUGUCCGGACUGGUUUUUUCUCUGGUAUUUCACGCAUGUGGACAAAUCGAUAUCAUUUGUCAAGAGUUGAAAAACAUCUCUGAAAAGAUGUCUCAUUAUGGAUCUUCGACAUAUACGACAGGAAUGCUGAUCGAGAGGCACAAUAGAGUUAUCUCGUUUUCUAAAAAUAUCGAUAAGGUUUUCUCUUUCAUAGCUUUGAUGCAAAUUCUCGGCAAUACUUUAGUUAUUUGCUUCCUAGGACUCGUUCUUAUGACGUCUCACACUGAUAUUGACAUUGGCUUGUUGAAAACCAUGUUCGCUUAUAUGGGCAUAAGUUUGGAAGUUUUUGUAGUUUGUUUUGUCGGCGAAUAUCUGUGCAUUAAGAGUAAAUCUCUCGGCGAUGCGGCGUAUGAAUCUUUAUGGUACAAUAUGUCGCCCAGUCACGUUAAAAAAUUAUUAUUAAUAAUAAUGAGAUCUCAGAAACAACUAACUAUCACAGCGGGAGGAAUCACAAAUUUAUCAUUAGAAUCCUUCACGAGUAUAAUGAAAGCGUCGGCGUCAUAUAUGUCCGUCUUGAAAGCGAUGUAUUGACAAGGCUUGAGAUUUUGUGGCACUAAAUGACGCAAUUAGUAUGAAUUGUCUACCCAGAAACUGCAUUAAAAUUAUACAACAACUGUAUAGAAUUUUCAUACCGAUUCCGGUUAUAAUCUGAGACUUGCAGGUCACAGAAAAUAAGCUUAUAUUUAGUACGAUGCAAUAAAUACCUCAUUGUUGCUUCGUUGUUACAUUGCA
Molecule: messenger RNA, 1035 nt
Organism: Harpegnathos saltator (Jerdon's jumping ant)
Lineage: Eukaryota; Metazoa; Arthropoda; Insecta; Hymenoptera; Formicidae
Product: odorant receptor 22c-like
Exons: 5
Coding region: 10-834 (274 amino acids)
Biological process (GO): sensory perception of smell; detection of chemical stimulus involved in sensory perception of smell
Cellular component (GO): plasma membrane
Molecular function (GO): olfactory receptor activity; odorant binding
Source: RefSeq, a predicted model, not a curated record